This is a messenger RNA of Microdochium trichocladiopsis, 687 nucleotides long. RefSeq lists its product as uncharacterized. The coding region runs from base 1 to 687 and encodes 228 amino acids. The record is from RefSeq and is a predicted model, not a curated record. Lineage: Eukaryota; Fungi; Ascomycota; Sordariomycetes; Xylariales; Microdochiaceae. The transcript has a single exon.
AUGCAUUUCCUUCUCUUGGGAGCUACAGGCCGCACCGGCAAGCUCGUCGUCUCCGAGGCACUGUCGCAAGGUCACACGGCCGUGGCCCUGGUCCGCAACGCUGCCGCCCUCAGCUCAAAACAAGGUCUCACCGUCGUCCAAGGCUCACCCCUUGUCAAGGACGACAUUUCCAAGUGCCUCGUCGCCGCCCCUGGGGGGGCUCGCGUCGACGCGGCCAUCAUCACCCUCAACACGGUCAGAGCGUCCGACAGCCCUUUCGCCGCUCCCCUCUCGCCCCCGCGCCUGCUGGCAGACUCGUGCGCCAACGCCUGCGCCGUCCUCCAGGAGGCCGGCAUUUCUCGCAUCGUCAUCAUGUCCACCGCCGGGGCUGGAGACUCGUGGCAGGGUCUUCCGUGGCUGAGCCGGGCGUUCAUGGGCUGGACAAACAUCAAAUAUGCCCUUGCCGACCACAACCUCGUCGAAGAGAAGGUCCGGCGUACUGGGAUGGACUGGACGUUGGUCAGGCCGGUCAAACUCGACUAUGAGGCAGAAAAGGAUUCCGGGUCCCUCGAGGAGCUCGGACAGGUCGGAAAGGGCGUCCGGGUAUCUGACACGGCGAAUACCGCGCGCGUUGCUAGGUUUCUCAUCGAGACCGCGGUUCAGGGUCGCUUCAUAAAGAGUGCCGUGGUUAUCAGAGAUGCAGCUUAA